Messenger RNA from Pseudomassariella vexata, 944 nucleotides. Its product is annotated as putative disulfide bond reductase yfcG. The coding region runs from base 133 to 801 and encodes 222 amino acids. NCBI's taxonomy places the organism in Eukaryota, Fungi, Ascomycota, Sordariomycetes, Amphisphaeriales, Pseudomassariaceae. The transcript has 2 exons. The record is from RefSeq and is a predicted model, not a curated record.
UACUCGAUUGGAAACCCCUUCCUCAUCGCUCGGUACACGAAAGUGAUAACUACUAACUUUCACUACUUAGUCCUCCUCGAGGAGCUCAAAGAGGCAUACGGGAAAGAAUACACAUGGCAAAAGAUCAACAUCAUGAAAAACACUCAAAAGGAGCCUUGGUUCACGGCCAUAAAUCCCAAUGGUCGUAUUCCCGCCAUUGUUGAUCACGAUCGCAAUGACUUCGCAGUAUUCGAAGGAAUCUCGAUCCUAGGCUACCUCACUCGUCUCUACGACCCGGACCACAAGUUCUCCUUCCCCGUGGACUCGGAUGACUACACCGUUGCCGAGGAGUGGAUUGGCUGGCAACAUGGGGGACUUGGACCGAUGCAGGGCCAAGCCAACCAUUUUUUGCGAUUCGCGAAGGACAAAAUAUUGUACAGCAUCCAGCGAUAUGUGGGGGAAUCAGAACGUUUGUACGGCAUCUUGGACAAGCGACUCGAGAGCCGUGAAUACGUCGCAGGUCAAGGGAAGGGAAAAUACUCCAUUGCUGACAUGUCCAUUCUGGGCUGGGCCAAUGUGACCACCAUGGUCGGGAUUGAUCUGGACAUGUUCCCUAACGUACAGGCGUGGUUGGAUCGGUGUUUGGCCAGGCCUGCGGUAAAGAAGGGGUUUGCGGUGCCGAGCGAGAGCCCGAUGAGCAACGCGGCUCUCAAGCAUGCAAUUGAGACUGAGGAUGCCGAGGCUAAGAAGAAGCAUGAAGAAACCUUGGCGCUUGUUGAUGAGUCAAAGGAGAAGUAUUGCUACAAGUACAGCUCUCCUUGAUCGGAUUUUGGUGUGAGGUUCCGGUUAAAUCAUGAAGAGCAGAAUGGGAGUCUCGGGACAUAUACGCAGCGCAACGUUUCUGAACUAUGUUGAAAUGAGACAAAUAUAAUAAAACAUGGUUGCGAUCUUGAAGCUACACAAAU